AUGUCUCAGGACCUGGGAGCGAAGCGUAUACCAGGCCACACUCUGGCGAAGAACUUUGGUGUGGAGUAUGUGAUCCUCUAUCCCUUCGAGGACCAGGAUGCCGGCAGACAGCUGCAGAGGCUGCUUCGGUCACUGUAUAGUGUCGGGCUGGAGGCAGCGGUGCGUCCUGGCAAGGGCCAGAGUCUGGUUGUCCUCGUCAAGCCCAACGAGGAUAAGUUGAAGGCGAUGGCACAUAGAACGAGAACCAAGGACUGGCUGUAUGGUGUGCGUACCGCACAACCCGCCAAGGGUGCCCAUGAUACCCAGGGAACGCAGUGGACGGAGGCAGAACGCCUUCGCACAAUAUACGACAUGAUGACCCUCCCACGUACAGACGGUGGAGCAGACAUCACCCCCGGAUAUGGGUAUUGGAAGCAUGUCAAGUCGAUAUUCCCGCUCCACGACCAUGACCUGAACCGCGAGUGGAUCAAGUCCUGGAGCCGCAAAACGCUGCUGGACAAUAGUGACCUGGAGCAGAUACGACUGAAGCUGGGAGAGAAAGUAGCCUUCUACUUCACCUUUUUGCAGACAUACUUCCGCUUCCUCAUGGUUCCUGCUGGUCUGGGCCUGUUCUGCUGGGUGUUUCUCGGUCAUUUCUCGAUAUUCUAUGCCAUGCUGAACUCGCUGUUCUGUCUUGUGUUUGUAGAGUUUUGGAAGAGACAGGAGAUUGAUCUGCGCCUAAGGUGGCAGGUAAAGGGGGUGUCGGAGAUCAAGGCUCGGAGAAAGGAGUACAAGCAUGAGAAACAGAUCAUUGAUCCGAUUACGGGUGAAACAGUCUAUGUGUUCCCGGCCUCCAAGCGUCUGGCUAGGCAAUUACUGGUAAUUCCAUUUACUAUGGCAGUGGUAGUUGCACUCGGCACUCUGAUUGCAACAUGUUUUGCCAUUGAGGUCUUUAUCAACGAAAUCUACUCCGGUCCCUUCCAAACAUACCUGGCAUUUGUACCCACAAUCAUACUGUCACUCUGUGUGCCGACCAUCAGCGCGAUACUGACAAAGGUCGCGACCCAAUUGACGGAAUAUGAGAACUAUGAGACGCAAGACAGCCAUGAUAUUGCACUGACACGCAAAGUCUUCGUGCUCAACUUUGUCACUUCCUACUUACCUAUCUUUCUAACAGCAUUUGUAUAUGUUCCCUUUGCACCCACUAUUGUGCCGUACCUGGAUGUCUUCCACCUCGCCGUCAAGCCCUUCCAUUCAGAUGAGAAGGGAACAGCAGCAGCAUCAGCAUCAGCUGGGAUCAAGGAGUUCCGCAUUAACCGAGCCCGACUGCGCAAGCAGGUGAUCUACUUUACUGUGACUGCUCAGAUAGUGAACUUUGCCCUGGAGACGGUGGUACCCUAUGUGAAACGCAAGUUCUUCCGCAAGUAUGAGGAGAUGUCCGAGGCAAGGAAAAACAAGGACGACAGCAAGACAUCAUCGUCAUCUUCUACUGACCUUCUACUGGAAGAUGUACCGGAAGAGGCCGAGUUCCUCAAGCGGGUACGAAACGAGUCUGAGCUAAACGAUUACAACGUCACCGACGACCUGCGCGAGAUGUGCGUGCAGUUCGGCUACCUAUCUCUCUUCUCUCCCGUGUGGUCUCUGGUACCCGUCUCCUUCCUGAUCAAUAACUGGAUUGAGCUGCGCUCGGACUUUGUCAAGAUCUGCAUCGAGCACAAGCGUCCCACACCCUUCCGCGCCGACUCCAUCGGUCCCUGGCUGGACUCGCUCAGCUUCCUAUCGUGGCUGGGCAGUCUGACGAGCGCAGCACUGGUGUAUAUGUUUUCAUCCGCAGCUGGGGACGGCAGCGGCAAGUCUCACGACGAGAUCAAGGGCUGGCUGCUGCUGCUGACAGUCUUUUUCUCUGAGCACAUCUACCUACUCGCCCGUCUGGCCGUGCAGGUCGCCAUGUCCAAGCUGGAGACGCUCGACACUCGCCGCGACCGAGCCGAGCGUUACCUUGUGCGCAAGGCCUACCUUGACCGCGCCAGCAGCCGCCAGGCAAACGAAAACGACACCGACGCAGACAAUCACCAGCCCCGAGAGGAGAUGUUAACCGGGGUUCAGGCUGGCGCAGACGACGACUUUGACGAGCUAGGAAGCGACUACGUGGAAGAGGAGAUCGGGCAGAUCACCCGCGAGUCACUUGAGGAAGACGCACGCAAGUUCAGCACGCCGGACGCGAGUCCGUCGGAGCUCUUCUGGGCGCGGCAGCGAGGGUGGAAGGAAUCUGCCAGGAUCGGGGCUGCCAUUAUCCAGGCAGGUACUCAGAAGGAGACCAAGGAGGACAAGGAGACCAAGAAGAGCCAAUAG
Messenger RNA from Nannizzia gypsea CBS 118893, 2331 nucleotides. Its product is annotated as transmembrane protein 16K. The transcript has 4 exons. Gene Ontology annotation, biological process: chloride transmembrane transport. Lineage: Eukaryota; Fungi; Ascomycota; Eurotiomycetes; Onygenales; Arthrodermataceae. The record is from RefSeq and is a predicted model, not a curated record. Gene Ontology annotation, cellular component: cortical endoplasmic reticulum. Gene Ontology annotation, molecular function: chloride channel activity. The coding region runs from base 1 to 2331 and encodes 776 amino acids.